AUGGAAGGUGUGCAGAUACUCUUCUCCCUGAUCGCCAGUUUCAAGAAUGCACACGACCAGGCCAAGCACAAUAAGAUGAUCCUGGACCUGCUGCGGGAGCAUGUGGAACUGACCAACAGCUGCCUACAGGAAAUCCGAGAAAGGAGAGUGGAGUUGCAGAUCAGCUGCUUUUGCAACUUGAAGCGGGUGCUGCGGGAUUGUGUGGUGCUUGUGGAGAAGCACACAAAUGUGGACCGCAAAGGUGUGGUGAAGCGGCUUCUGGCUUACUUGAAGGAGACCCUGAUGGCGCACCAGGUGCUGGCAGACGUGCAGCUGCUUACCCAGCGGCUGGACAUGUACCUGCACCGUUUGCAGCAGGGCUUGGGGCUGCAAAUCUUGCAGCAGGUGCAAGAUCUGCCCAAAACGGUGCCGAAGGAGGCCCUGGAGAGGGACGAGAAGCAGAACGAGAUCUUCCUGAGGCUGGAGGAGGCCCAGUCCAACGGCAGGGCGGAGCCCCCACUGCGGGAGCUGAUGCGCGGGCCUCAGGAACCCAUGGCGUGGAACCUCGACGCGGCCGACAUCACGUGGGUUAUGGACGGUGACCAGAGGGCCGUGAUCGGCGACGGCUCGAUGGGGCUGGUGUACAAGGCCCGGUGGCGCGACCUUGAGGUGGCCGUCAAGGAGCUGCCCGUGGGCCAGGACAUCCUCCAGCCGGACUCCUACUCCGAGUUCGUCGCCGAGGUGCAGUUCUUCAGCCGCAUCGCCCACCCCAACGUCAUCAGGCUGCAUGGCGCCCGCCUGGACGCCCAACCCUACAUGAUGGUCCUGGAGCGCGCCACCGCCGGAAACCUCGGUUCCCUUAGGCCAGGCGCCCCUGGCGCCCCCGCCUCGUGGGUUGCCCGCACCCAGCUGCUCCUGGACGCCGCGCGCGGCCUGGCCCACCUGCACAAAUUUCGGGUCGCCCACCGCAACCUCAAGGCGUCCGAUCUGCUGGCCUUCGCAGAUGCCGGGACGAUCAGCGGCUAUACGAUCAAAGUAUCGGAUUUCGGGCUGGUGACGACAAGGACAAAGACGCGAAUGAUUACUCGGGGCCCCAACGGGGGCCCGUCCUCCGCCCUUUCUCCGCCGGAGUUCUCUGAGGGGACCACCCUCGGCGUUCGAUCCGAUGUCUUUGCGUUCGGUGUGGUCAUGUACGAGUUCGCGGGGCGCAGGCCGCCCGCCACGCGGUUCGCCCCCGGGGCCUUCAGGCCGAUGGGGCAGCAGGAGCUGGAGAAGUACUUCCGGGUGGCGGAGGCCUGCCCCCCGGCGCUGAGGCAGCUCAUGGGCGACUGCUGCGCGGUGAACCCGCACGGGCGGCCCAGCAUGGUCAGCGUGGUUGGGAGGCUGAAGAGGCUGGCCGGGGUCCUUAUCAGGGACGCGCUGGAGCGCUGA
This is a messenger RNA of Ostreobium quekettii, 1410 nucleotides long. Lineage: Eukaryota; Viridiplantae; Chlorophyta; Ulvophyceae; Bryopsidales; Ostreobiaceae. The record is from the annotation of a GenBank genome assembly.